This is a messenger RNA of Trichoderma citrinoviride, 1800 nucleotides long. RefSeq lists its product as hypothetical. Gene Ontology annotation, molecular function: zinc ion binding; nucleic acid binding. The transcript has 4 exons. The coding region runs from base 1 to 1800 and encodes 599 amino acids. Lineage: Eukaryota; Fungi; Ascomycota; Sordariomycetes; Hypocreales; Hypocreaceae. The record is from RefSeq and is a predicted model, not a curated record.
AUGGCCGAGUCUGCGAAUGGCCAAGCCAGGCCGGCUGACGACCCGUCCUGCUACAACUGCGGCAACAGAGGCCACUGGAUUGUUGCUUGUCCGGAGCCGAUAAGACAGACUCCUGCUGGCCUCGCAAACGUCUGGAGAAACGCUCCUACUGCUGGGCAUGCUGGCCAGGGGAACAACCGGCAUCAUGGAAACCAAAAGAGACCAAACAGGGGGCCCAUUAUCACAAAAUAUGCGCCUCCUCCUCCUCCCCCUCCACCACCACCUCCUCCUCAGCCGUCUCUGGGUCAUGGCACGGCUUCUUAUACGCCGUUAGCUGCACCAUCAUAUCAGCAGCCAGGCCCCCAGUUCCAGAACCCUUAUCCCCAUUACCAGCCAGCGCCGCACUAUCCAACCGGCUACGGCCCCCCCCAGUAUCCAUCGGCGCAGUACGCCCAGCCGCCUUACGGUACAGCUCCUGCAGCCCCAGUGGGAUAUGCAGCUCAUUCUCAAGGACCACCGGCACCUGGAGCGCCACCCGGAGCAGCACCAGCAUCCUAUCCACCUGCCUAUGCUUCAUAUCCGCCUCCUGGACCGUCUAGCACACCCGGCUACCCGCCUCAAGCGGCGUACGCGCAGCCAUACCCGCAGCAACCGUACGGACCUCCACCAGUUCCUUACCCCGUUCACUCCGGGCCUGCGCAGUAUCAUCCUCCCUCCAAGCCUCCGCAUGUUCCCCAACCCCAUCACUCUCAAGCCACGCCGAACCAGCCCCUGCUUCACUCUCUUCCGCCAAAGCCUCCUCGAAGCAUUCAUGCGAUUCAGGCGCCGCAGCAAGAUACGCAUCGCGACAAUAGGAACAAACGAAAACACGACCGUCACGGCAAGCAUCUUGACAGACGCAGGGACCAAGGCUCCCGUCGCUCUUCCAACCAGAAGACGCAGAACAAGGCGAAUCGUUCAAACCGCUCAAACCGUUCCAAUCCUUCUGGCUCAGCUGUUGGGUCCUCUCAGAAGCCAUCAGCUCCGGUCAACUCAGAACCCAUCAAAGGCGAUGCACUUUUGCCAACAACUGACCCAGAGCACACUACCCGACCUGAAUCCAAAUCCUCAAACUCAGGCUUCCAGAAAGAUCUCUCCGAGUCAAAUAACGCACAAGAGCCUCAGCACCAGGAUAAUCAGUCCAAUGAUGGAGGGCCUGAUGAUGAAUCCCACACAGCCGAUGAGUCUGCCCACUCUCUCGGUAGCGACGCUGCCGAGAAACUGUCUCAAGAUGACGAGGCACUGUCGACACGGGAUAACCAACAAGACUCCCACCACCCCCAGGAUCAUAGAAAGGAUGCUGCCUCGACUCCUGGCAGUAUCACCCCUGACAUGUCUCAGCUGAACGGAAAGCACAAGCGCCGAGACGAUGAGUCGGAAGACGAACGCCGGCUCAAGAAGACAAAAUCCUCAGCAUCGUUCACCAAUGGGCUGGGCGCUGGAGCUGGUCUUCGGACAGAAGCCCAAUCUGCCACCAAGCUGGAAGCCCGGAAUGACGAAGAGCCAACUGUGCAAGAAGACGACGUUACCCUCCCCCCUCUGGAUCGGCCAUCUCGGUCGCGGUCAAAAGAGCGGCAUCAGAGGCCAAAAUCUAGGAAUUCGUCGGUCUCUAGUCGAUCAUCCGACUUGAAUUCCCUGGAAGCCGAGCUUCUGGGGCGACCGGCUAGGCAGAGAUCUCCCGCCGAUACCGGCGUCCAUCAACGGCAGGAUCGUUUCGCAUUGCCUAAGACGCAACGCCGCCGCCAACAGAAUGUGGACUCGGUUUACAGUCGCCGCUGGUGA